UAACAGGAAAUUUCAAAUAACAGGAAACCGAGGCCGGGGAGGCAGGCGGCUCCGCCUUGCCGGGCCUCAGUCUGCCCCUCGGGGAGGCCAUGAACGCCACCGGGGCCCCGGGGGCGCCCGAGUCCUGCCAGCAGCUGGCGGCCGGCGGCCACAGCCGGCUCCUGGUGCUGCACUACAACCACUCGGGCCGGCUGGCGGGCCGCGGCGGCGCGGAGGACGGCGGCCUGGGGGCCCUGCGCGCGCUGUCGGUGGCCGCCGGCUGCCUGGUGGUGCUGGAGAACCUGCUGGUGCUGGCGGCCAUCCUGGCGCGCAUGCGGUCGCGCCGCUGGGUCUACUACUGCCUGGUGAACAUCACGCUCAGCGACCUGCUCACGGGCGCGGCCUACCUGGCCAACGUGCUGCUGUCGGGCGCGCGCACCUUCCGCCUGGCGCCGGCGCAGUGGUUCCUGCGCGAGGGCCUGCUCUUCACGGCGCUGGCCGCCUCCACCUUCAGCCUGCUCUUCACGGCCGGCGAGCGCUUCGCCACCAUGGUGCGCCCGGUGGCCGAGAGCCGCGCCCGCAAGACGGGCCGCGUGCACGGCUUCAUCGCGCUGUGCUGGCUGCUGGCCGCGCUGCUGGGGCUGCUGCCGCUGCUCGGCUGGAACUGCGUGUGCGCCUUCGAGCGCUGCUCCAGCCUGCUGCCGCUCUACUCCAAGCGCUACAUCCUCUUCUGCCUGCUGGUGUUCGCGGCCGUGCUGGCCGCCAUCACCGGCCUGUACGGGGCCAUCUUCCGCGUGGUGCGGGCCAACGGGCGCGCCGCCCCGCGCCCCGCCGCCCGCCGCAAGGCCCGCCGGCUGCUGCAGACGGUGCUGCUCAUCCUGGCCGCCUUCCUGCUGUGCUGGGGGCCGCUCUUCGGCCUGCUGCUGGCCGACGUGUUCGGCUCCACCGCGUGGGCGCAGGAGUACCUGCGCGGCAUGGACUGGAUCCUGGCGCUGGCCGUGCUCAACUCGGCCGUCAACCCCCUCAUCUACUCCUUCCGCAGCCGCGAGGUGUGCCGCGCCGUGCUCGGCUUCCUGUGCUGCGCGUGUCUGCGCCUGGGCCUGCGCGGCCCCGGGGACUGCCUGGCCAGGGCCGCCGAGGCGCGCGCCGCCGGCUCCAGCACCGACAGCGCGCUGCGGCCGCGGGACAGCCUGCGGGGCUCGCGGUCGCUCAGCUUCCGGCUGCGGGAGCCCCUGUCCAGCGUCUCCAGCGUGCGGAGCCUCUGAGGACGCCGGGGCUGCACGCGGCGGGGGACGCCAGGGCGGUUUCCCGCGGGGACCUCGGACGAGGAGGCCACCCGG
Molecule: messenger RNA, 1319 nt
Organism: Microcebus murinus (gray mouse lemur)
Lineage: Eukaryota; Metazoa; Chordata; Mammalia; Primates; Cheirogaleidae
Gene: S1PR4
Product: sphingosine-1-phosphate receptor 4
Biological process (GO): G protein-coupled receptor signaling pathway
Cellular component (GO): membrane
Molecular function (GO): sphingosine-1-phosphate receptor activity
Source: RefSeq, a predicted model, not a curated record